AUGGCAAACCCUAAGGUUUUCUUCGACAUGAGCAUCGGCGGAUCACCGGUCGGAAAGAUCGUGAUGGAGCUGUUCGCCGACACCACUCCGAGAACAGCUGAGAAUUUCCGUGCGCUAUGCACCGGUGAGAAGGGAAAAGGUACUUCCGGGAAGCCUCUGCAUUUCAAGGGAUCGUCCUUCCACCGUGUGAUCCCGAAUUUCAUGUGUCAAGGAGGAGAUUUCACCAGAGGAAACGGAACCGGUGGUGAAUCGAUCUACGGCAACAAGUUCGCCGAUGAGAAUUUCAUUAAGAAGCACACCGGACCUGGAAUCCUGUCCAUGGCUAACGCUGGUCCGAACACCAACGGCUCUCAGUUCUUCAUUUGCACAGCUAAGACGGAGUGGCUCGAUGGCAAGCACGUCGUGUUCGGGAAAGUUGUUGAAGGAAUGGACGUCGUUAAGGCGAUCGAGAAGGUCGGAUCUGGCAGCGGAAGCACCUCCAAACCUGUAGUUAUCACCGAUUGUGGUCAACUCUGA
Lactuca virosa is the source of this 516-nucleotide messenger RNA. NCBI's taxonomy places the organism in Eukaryota, Viridiplantae, Streptophyta, Magnoliopsida, Asterales, Asteraceae. The record is from the annotation of a GenBank genome assembly.